GCUCGUGUGCUGGAGCGCCCCGGCGAGGAUGCGCCCUCCGGUGCCCGCCCUGGCGCUCUAAGAUCCCCCCCCCCCCGACGACGCCUGCGGGACCAUGAAGGAGCUGCCGGGCGCCUCGCUGCAGAAGGCGUGUCGCCUCCUCGUGGUCUUCUGCGUCCUUCACCUCUCGGCCGUGCUCUUCUACUACCUGGCCGGCAACAAGGGGAUCCUGCAGGGCAACCCGGAGCCCUCGCCCCGCGGCAUGGCGGGGCCCCUGUGGCGGGAGACGACGCCCACCCUGAUCCCGGACCGUGUCUCCAAGGAGCCGUGCCCGGACCCCUCCCCGCUGCUGGUUGGCCCGUUGCACAUUGAGUUCUCUCAGCCUGUGAGCAUAAAGAAGGUGGAGGAGGAAAACUCAGAUGUGACCCUAGGAGGCCGCUACACCCCAAAGGACUGCAUAGCACUGCAGAAAGUAGCCAUUAUUAUCCCAUUCAGAAACCGGGACGAACACUUGAAAUACUGGCUGAACUAUUUGCAUCCAAUCCUUCAAAGACAACAGCUUGAUUAUGGUAUAUAUGUAAUUAACCAGGGAGGAGAAGAAACAUUCAAUCGCGCAAAACUUCUGAACAUAGGCUUUGUAGAAGCUUUGAAAGAAUAUGAUUACAACUGCUUUGUGUUUAGCGAUGUCGAUCUGAUCCCUAUGGAUGACAGAAAUACCUACAAGUGUUACGACCAGCCCAGGCACCUUUCUGUCUCUAUGGACAAGUUUGGAUUUCGCUUACCUUAUAAUCAGUAUUUUGGAGGCGUGUCUGCCUUGAGCAAGGAACAAUUUGAAAAAAUCAACGGGUUUCCCAAUAAUUACUGGGGUUGGGGAGGUGAAGAUGAUGACAUCUAUAACAGGCUGGUUUUUAAAGGCAUGGGGAUCUCUCGCCCUGAUGCUACCAUUGGGAAAUGCAGAAUGAUUCACCACUCAAGAGACAACAAAAACGAGCCCAACCCACAGAGGUUUAACAAAAUUGCUCACACAAAGGAGACAAUGAAUUCGGAUGGCUUGAACACUCUGCAUUACAAGGUGUUAGAUACUGAACGAUUCCGCUUGUAUACAAAAAUCACAGUGGAUGUUGGGUCACCAAAAAGCUAGUAUUGAGAGACGUGACGGAAGACUUGGAAAACUUAACCAGGGGCUAUUCAUCCCGCUGGUUUUACAGCUCAAUAUUUUUAUUACAACGGACAUCAUAAAGGAUGCCUUCUGUUGCCGUUCUGAGGCACUUAUGUUUGCUGGACAAGCAAGGAUUUUAAUCCUCAAACUUUGUUGUACAUGCAGCUUUCUAGCUCUUUCUCCCCCCCUUUUUUAGGAACUGUACAUAGAACUAUGAAAUUCUGUCUGUUUUUGAGGGAGCCAGGGAGCAGAGAAGACAGGCACAGUCCAUUGAAAUGAAUGGGAACUAUGCUUGUGUGUGCAUCCCAUUCAUUUGCACAGAAGGCCUUCCUGGUUGGGAUUGUCCCCAUGCCUAUUUGCUGCAGUACUCUCCAUUUGACGUAAUUGUUGCACACGGCUGGGGAAGAUUAAUGGUGGACAAAUGACCGUGUCUUUUCUGUCAUUUUAGGUCUACUUUUUUUGCCCCCCCCCCCCCCCCUUUUGCCAUUUAAAUUUUGAAAUUAGGUUAAAAUGUAUGAAAAUGUCAGUGCUUUAGUUACAGUAUGAAGGAUUGGAAAAUGCUGCUAAUGUAUUUAGUGUACAUACUUUGACAGGUGUGUGUGUAUAUAUACAUAUGUGUAUAUACACACAUACACAGCGCAGUCAUUCUGGUGUAAUUGCAAUUCAAAGUAAAAUUCAUGCAGAGCAUAACAAUGGCCUUCAGUUCCACUGGCAGAGGGGAUUUGAGUAGUUCUGGCCUCUUUGCUGAGAAAAAUUAUAUAGUAAAAAAAAUUAACUUUCAUGGUCACGGUCACACAUUCAGCUCUUAAUAGAUCCCUGCGUGUUUCACUAUAAGCUUCUUCAGGGGAUCUUCUGGAAGCAUUUUCCAGCUUCCACCUUGAGCCUUGAAAUCUAUACUGUUCUUCUUCUCCUUGUGCCUUAUUCUUGGGGUUUUUUUUCUGCUCACUGGUGUGGCCAUCAUUUUUCCUGAUGGUCAUGUGUUGACGUGGCUGGCCUGCAUCACUUCUGAUUGGGUUUUCACACUGAGCCUUGCAUCAUGUUACACAGGGCAAGUUGUUUGUUUGUUUGGAACAUAGAUGGUUCCUUCCAAAAGUCAUUCCUGCAGGCAAGGCUUGAAGUACUGACGUUCCCAUCUUGUCUUCCUUGCGACCCCUCCACAGCAGAGUAAUCCUUGUUAGAAGAAAAAAAGUUGGCCAUGUUUCUCACUCUCUUAGCUUGUAGAAAGAAACUCUUUGGUGUUUUCUGCAAGUGGAGCAGAACGACCCGCUGUGUAAACGACUGUAAAUUGCAGCUUUUCCAGAGGAAAGGUUCUGCCCAACUGCAAGGAGUGAACUGGUCUCCUUCGGGAAAUGACUGACAAGCCACCGGCUUGGCUGCAUUCAAGAUGGUAACUGUUGUCCACAGCCAUGAUCAUCAGAUGCUGAAAGGAGCCGACGGGCACAUUAGGUAACAACUGCCCAAAGGUUUCCUAGCACUCCCAGCUUGGACUUUUUGAGCAUGCAGGUAGAAGUGCAUAGACAAAGACUCUAAGACUAGAAGGUACAAGAUGGCCAAAGAUUUCACAUGCCGAUACCAUACCUUUUCAUCUGUAGUCAAUGGCAUUCGCAUGGAACCAACAUAUGAGGCAAGUUUGCAAGGUAUAAGCGAACAAGAGAUAGCUUCAGUGGUGUGGGGGACAUUGUGUAAGCAUUCCAGGGAACCUUGGAUGGAAUCAGAGACCAGGGGGAGUCAGAAACCACCUCCCCUUCUUUUCAUUCCUUCAGGUAGCCUGAGCCCCAUUGCUCACUCUGUGGAUUAUAGUAGAGAAGGUAAACUGGUGACUAGUGAUGCAUUCUGCCACUGAAGUCAAGAGUUACACAGUGUAAAUUGUUCAGUAAGACCCUUUAAAUUGUAUCACUGGGUUGCAUAAAUAGCCUAACUAGCAUAAGUACGGUAAUGUUUCUCGAUCCCCUUAUGUCUGAAUGUUGAAUUGCCUUUUGCUUUAUGUUACAUUCACUCACCAAGGAAUGGCUAAUAGUAUGCAACCGUGAGCUCAAACUGUGGCCCGUCUUUGUGUUUUCUUCAGGUAUGUUUUACUACCUUAAAAGCCUAAAUAUUGUGCAAAUGUCAAAGAAAAAAUGUUUUUCUUGCUGAGUGUUUCUGUAAAACUUGAAUUUGCUGUUGUUGUUGUUCUUUAAUUGUUGCAGUGUGUUAAACAAGAUAUUAUGGGGGGAAAGUGCAUAUAAAACUUUUAUUGCAUCAUAAAA
Molecule: messenger RNA, 3384 nt
Organism: Heteronotia binoei (common prickly gecko)
Lineage: Eukaryota; Metazoa; Chordata; Lepidosauria; Squamata; Gekkonidae
Gene: B4GALT1
Product: beta-1,4-galactosyltransferase 1
Exons: 6
Coding region: 95-1120 (341 amino acids)
Biological process (GO): protein N-linked glycosylation; carbohydrate metabolic process
Molecular function (GO): beta-N-acetylglucosaminylglycopeptide beta-1,4-galactosyltransferase activity; cytoskeletal protein binding
Source: RefSeq, a predicted model, not a curated record